AUGCUGUAUACGCACGCUACCAUCAUCACGGUGGAUGCCUCUCGUCGUAUCAUCGACGACGGAGCCAUUCGCGUUGAUGGAGAUAUUAUCGCUGAUAUUGGCAAGACUGCUGUGCUGAAGGAGCGAUAUCCGGACGAUGAGGUGUACGAUCUGUCCGGUCGCAUUAUCAUCCCCGGGUUGAUCUCCACCCAUAUGCAUACGGCACAGACCCUGCUGCGAGGAACCGCUGAUGACCUCGAGCUGGUGUCGUGGCUGUGCGAGCGUAUCUGGGUGCUGCAGGGUAACUUUACCGAGGCAGAUGGGUAUGCGGCGGCGCGGUUGAGUAUUGGCGAGAUGUUGAAGUCGGGUACGACUUGUUUCUUGGAGAGCAUGUUUGCCGAUCGAUAUGGCUUUGAUGGACUCGCUCGUGCUGUCGAAGAGUCUGGCAUUCGAGGCUGUCUGGGCAAGAUUGUCAUGGACAUCGCCAAGUAUGCCAAAGAUGAUGCUUGGGCCAUGCAUGCCGGCCUGGUUGAGAACCGCGAGACUUCUCUCUUGGGUACCUUGAAGAUGUGGGAGAAGUGGAACGGCGCUGCCAAUGAUCGUAUUCGCGUCUGGUUUGGUGCCAGAACGCCUGGCGGUGUCUCCGAUGCCCUUUACAAAGAAAUGACUGCGAUCUCCCGCGAAAAGGGCAUUCCCGUCACCAUGCACUGUGCCGAAGUCAAGGCCGACCGGGAGUUCUUCGCCUCCGUGUCGCACACCCCCAUGUCAUAUUGUGACUCGGUUGGCCUGUUGAGCCCAUCUACCGUCCUGGUGCACAUGGUCCAUCUGGACGACUCGGACAUCAAGACUCUGGCGGCUUCUGGAACUCACGUCGCUCACUGCCCUACCUCCAACGCCAAGCUGGCUUCCGGUAUUUGCCGAGUGCCUGAACUACAGAAGGCGGGCGUCAACAUCGGCCUGGGCACUGAUGGAGCUCCUUGCAACAACACCUGCGAUCUUCUGCAGGAGAUGAAACUGGCCGCGAUCAUUCACAAGAGUAUCUCGUAUGACCCGACCGCCGUCCCUGCCGAGUCCGUCCUCGAGAUGGCAACUAUCAACGGCGCCAAGGCUCUGGGCCUGGAUGACCGCAUCGGUAGCUUGGAAGUUGGCAAGAAGGCCGACUUUGUCGCUAUCGAUGUCCGUGGCAUCCAUAACCAGCCGUGGCACAACCCUGCCAGCGCGGUAGUGUAUACUGCCACCGGUCGCGACGUCGACGUCGUCGUUGUCGACGGCAAACUGCUCGUCCAGAAUGGCGAGCUCCUGACGAUGGAUGAGAAGGAGAUCAUCGAGGAGGCCAAGAAGCGCAGCCGUGAGGUUGUUGAGCGCGCCGGUCUUUCCAGCAAGAUGAAGGGUCGCUGGCCCAUCGAGUAG
This is a messenger RNA of Penicillium cataractarum, 1389 nucleotides long. Its product is annotated as amidohydrolase. The record is from RefSeq and is a predicted model, not a curated record. The coding region runs from base 1 to 1389 and encodes 462 amino acids. Gene Ontology annotation, molecular function: hydrolase activity, acting on carbon-nitrogen (but not peptide) bonds. The transcript is spliced from 3 exons. Lineage: Eukaryota; Fungi; Ascomycota; Eurotiomycetes; Eurotiales; Aspergillaceae.